AUGGUCAGUUACAGAGUGGCUAAGGCAGGCAAGCCUCAUAAUAUUGUGGAGGAGCUGAUUGUCCCUGCUGCCAUGGACAUGGCUGAGAAAAUGUUGGGGGAAAAGGCUAAACAUACUUUGCAGAAAAUGCCUUCAUCGGACAAUACCGUGUCCCGACGGAUCAGUGACAUGUCAGCAGACGUUUUGAGACAGUUACUAUGUCGCAUACAAGCCAGUGAAUUCUAUGCAUUACAGCUAGAUGAGUCAACAGAUGUAGCAGGCCUGGCUCAGUUGUUGGUGUACGUCAGGUACAUAUAUGGAGGGUCAAUCCAUGAGGACAUCCUCUUUUGCAAAUCGUUACCGACGAGGACAACGGGGCAGGACAUUUUUGGACUCAUAGACAGUUUCAUACGAUCACACGGAAUAACCUGGACUAAAUGUGUUGGAAUAUGCACAGAUGGUGCCAAAGCAAUGACGGGGAGGCACAGCGGAGUGGUCACCCGUGUACAAGCAGUGGCUCCAGAUGCCACUUGGGUCCACUGUAGCAUACAUAGGGAAGCGCUUGCCGCCAAAGGAAUGUCAGACAGCCUGGCACAGGUGUUGGACGACACAGUAAAGAUGGUUAACUUCGUCAAAUCAAGACCCCUAAACUCGCGCAUUUUUUCCACCUUAUGCAGUGAGAUGGGCAGUGACCAUUUGACGCUUUUGCUCCACACUGAAGUGCGAUGGUUAUCCAGAGGGAAAGUUUUGGCACGCUUUUUUGAACUGAAAGACGAGCUGAAACUGUUUUUCAUCGACAAUCCUUUUCGCUUGUCAGAUAGGUUGCAUGAUGAUGAGUGGCUCACAAGACUGGCCUAUUUGGGAGAUAUCUUUGGCCGUCUAAAUGAGCUCAAUCUCGGGCUGCAAGGUCGCUCUGUGACAAUAUUCAAUGUGCGAGACAAGGUAGAGGCCACGAUUAAAAAGCUGAACUUCUGGUCUGACUGUGUCAAAGACAACGACAUUGGCGCAUUCCCAUCACUGCAGGAUUUCCUGUGUGAAAACGAGCUACGGCUUGCCGACAUUGUCAGAUGUGACAUACGGAAACACCUUGGCGACUUGGCAGCGCAAUUACGCAAAUACUUCCCCGAAACAGAAGACCACGACACAUGGAUUCGUAAUCCUUUUUCGUCACCCAGCACAUGCCAGCUUCCUAUGCUGGAGAGAGAGAGCCUCAUUGAAAUAUCCACGAACGGGUCGGUCAGAAUCGAGUUCGGUCAGAAGACACUGACAGACUUCUGGAUUAGUUUGCGGGCAGAGUAUCCGGACCUGGCAAACCGAGCGAUUAAGACGUUGAUGCCUUUUGCUACAACAUAUUUAUGCGAGACUGGAUUCUCAGCUUUGGUCUGCCUUAAGACCAAGUAUAGGUACAGACUGUUUGUGGAAAACGACCUAAGACUGAAACUGUCCCCAAUUCGGCCUAACAUCGCUGCAUUGUGUAAGAACAUCCAGGCACAUCCCUCACAUUAA
Molecule: messenger RNA, 1485 nt
Organism: Carassius auratus (goldfish)
Lineage: Eukaryota; Metazoa; Chordata; Actinopteri; Cypriniformes; Cyprinidae
Product: zinc finger BED domain-containing protein 5-like
Exons: 1
Coding region: 1-1485 (494 amino acids)
Source: RefSeq, a predicted model, not a curated record